GGUUGGGUUGAGCACUGCGCCUGCGUGCCCCAGACGCAUGCGUAGUCGCUGCUUGGCCCUCACGGCCGCUGGUAAGGGGAGUUCAAGGAGACCGGGACGAGGUUAGUGAGGGUACCUCGUCUGGGUCCGGGUUACAGCCAUCAUGCCGGGAAUAGUGGAGCUGCCCACUCUGGAGGAGCUGAAAGUAGAUGAGGUGAAAGUCAGUUCUGCUGUCCUUAAAGCUGCAGCUCACCACUAUGGUGCUCAGUGCGACAAGGCCAACAAGGAGUUCAUGCUCUGCCGCUGGGAGGAGAAAGAUCCAAGGCGGUGUUUAGAGGAAGGCAAGCUUGUCAACAAGUGUGCUUUGGACUUCUUUAGGCAGAUAAAGCGUCACUGUGCGGAGCCUUUUACAGAAUAUUGGACCUGCAUUGAUUAUUCUGGCCUACAGUUAUUUCGUCACUGUCGCAAACAGCAGGCAAAGUUUGAUGAGUGUGUGCUGGACAAACUGGGCUGGGUGCGCCCUGACCUAGGAGAACUGUCAAAGGUCACUAAAGUGAAAACAAAUCGGCCUUUACCUGAGAAUCCUUACCACUCAAGACCAAGACCAGAGCCCAACCCUGAGAUAGAAGGAAAUUUGAAGCCUGCCAAACAUGGCAGCCGCCUUUAUUUCUGGACCAUGUAAAGAUGGGUCCAUGGCCCAUGCUCAGUCACAUGCCCAGACAACAACGGAUGAAAACUCUGGUGCAAUUUGUAUUGUCUGAUAGUGUGUUCUUUCCGGGAUCACGCACAGAAAAGUUAAUUUAUGUGACUUGGCAGUUACUCUAUACCAUUUCCUGGCCAUUAAAAAUUUUAAAGGAAA
Molecule: messenger RNA, 838 nt
Organism: Chrysochloris asiatica (Cape golden mole)
Lineage: Eukaryota; Metazoa; Chordata; Mammalia; Afrosoricida; Chrysochloridae
Gene: NDUFA8
Product: NADH dehydrogenase (ubiquinone) 1 alpha subcomplex, 8, 19kDa
Exons: 5
Coding region: 143-661 (172 amino acids)
Biological process (GO): mitochondrial electron transport, NADH to ubiquinone
Source: RefSeq, a predicted model, not a curated record